Molecule: messenger RNA, 3954 nt
Organism: Eimeria acervulina
Lineage: Eukaryota; Apicomplexa; Conoidasida; Eucoccidiorida; Eimeriidae
Product: SPX domain-containing protein, putative
Exons: 13
Coding region: 1-3954 (1317 amino acids)
Source: RefSeq, a predicted model, not a curated record
AUGAAGUUCUCCAAGCGCUUGCAAGAGCUGCGCGAAAGCCGCAGGGCCCCCUUCUAUGUAGCAUAUAAAGAGUUAAAGAAGGCUGUGAAGUUGUUUACAGGUGCUGAUGUCUCUGCACUGUCAAUUCAAGAAGCUGUCAGCAGCUUCGCCAACACAAAAGCGUUAGAGGGAGAGCAUUACAGGCCUCCCGAGAGCCGUUUUGAAGAUUUGCUGCAGCACGAGCUGGCGAAGGUGAACAGCUUCUCCGUCGCCACUUUGAUUGCAACAUCUGCUGCGCUGCAGCAGCUGCUGGAGCAGCUGUAUGUUCUGCAGCAUCAGCAGCAGGAGCUGCUGCUAAACCCUCCUUCUCCCCAGCCGCAGCAGCAGGACAAUGACGAGCAGCAGCAGCAUCCUCGACAGCCGCCUCAUCAUCAUCACCAGCAGCAGCAGCAGCAACAGCAACAACAGCAGCAGCAGCAGCAGCAGGGUGAGAGCGGUGAAGGCGGUGGUUCUAGCAGCGAGUGCUGCCCUGAGUAUCCCACAGGCGCAGCAUGGUCAGCAGCAGCAGCAGCAGCAGCAGCAGCAGCGGAUGCGGCAGCAGCAACAAAGGCGGCGGAUGGUGCAGCAGCAGUAUCUGCAGCACUUAAUAAAGAGGUUGCUGCUAUAGAGCUUGCUUUAGAAGCAGAAGCUAAUGAGAUCGUUUUCUUAUCUUCAUACACUCGGCUUAACUUCACUGCCUUUAGGAAGAUAGCAAAGAAAUUUGAUAAGCUCAACAAAUCGUCGUCUGCUGCAUACCACAUGUGCAGGGUCAUGCGACAGCCCUUCAUGCGGCUGAACCUUCCGCUGCUGCUGCUGCAGCUUGCUGCAGCAUAUCGGCAGCUGCGCGCUUUGAAGGCUAUGACGCAGUACCCAGAAGCAGCAAUAGGAGCAGCGCGAGCAGCAGCAGCAGCGGCAGAUGCAGCACCGAAGGGUGCUGCUGCAUCUGCUCCCACUGGACCGGCACCUGGGGCGCAGGCAGCAGCGGCAGCAGCAGCAGCAGCUGCUGCUGCUGCUGCUGCUGCAGCUCCUGUUGCAACGGGGGCGUCUGAUGAUGUUUCUACUGAAGACAACUCUGGCAUGAAGACCAUCAAAUACCUUAUCUUACCCGAUGAGGUCGUUAGAUUGCAAGUGACGUUAGCUAAGCAUUUGCUGCUCUGUUCUAUAAAGGGCUGCAGCGUAGACACCUCAAUGCCGCUGUCUCCUUCGCAAGCAGCAGCAAUAAAAGAGACAGCUAAGCUGCAGCUUGCUGCAGCAGCAAGCGGCAGCAAACAGAACAACCCCUGGGCUCCCACAUCCCUCAGCAGCGGCGCCAACAACAACAACAGCAACAGCAGCAGCAGCAGCAGCAACAACAACGACGACGACAACAAUAACAACAAUAACAACAACAACAACAACAACAACAACAACAGCAGCAGCAGCAGCAAGGAUAAGGGCUCAAAGAACCGGCAGCAGGCUGCUGCUGAGGGUCUUGCUGCUGCAGACUGUCGCCGCCUAACUUCGCUCGUUUACUUCGAUACACCCAACUUCGAUCUCUUUGUUGAACUGCAAACGAAGGGGAGGAAGCAAGGGCAGCCUUGGAGCAGCAGCAGCUGCAGCGUGAAGGAGCUGCUGCGGAUGAGAGAGACAAAUGCAGGAGAACUGACUCCUGCUGCUGCUGCUGCUCCUCUUCGCUUUUUAGAGUUUGCUGCUGUACAGGAACCUGCUUCAAACCCUCAGCAGCAGAUCUACCCUGCCUACGACACUCCUAAGGUGCUGAAGGCGCUGCAGCAAAGCGUUUUGCUGCAGCCGCAGGCGCUGCAGCAGCUCGUGGCGGGUGACGCACAAGCAGCAGCAAGAGAUGUAGAGCAGCAGAUGUUGGCUGCUGGGAUGAGUAGAGAGUUUGCGGAGUCGCGCGGCGCCUUCACAUUGAAGGCAGCAAAGGAGAUGAAGGAGAAGGACCUGCAUCCGGUGCUGAGGGUUUGGUUUGCGAGGACUUGCUUCCGGUCGGAGGACGGCUCGGUGUUUAUAACCCUAGACGAAGAUCUCCGCUUCGCGAGGGUUCCUCCGGACGGCGACUGGAAGGCGUUUCUGUUGAAUGGAGCCGCUGCACUGGCCUCUGAAGGCGCUGCUCCCUUCCCUUGGGGGGUGAUGGACGUUACCCGCCUGGGAUCGUCUGGGAUCCGAUCCCAGGAGGCUGUGGGGCGGGGGCCGUCGUCUCCCGCUGCGGACUUCCUCAGCGGCGUUGUCGGCGUCCCGAGUAUAACGGAGGUGUUUGGGUUUUCUCUCUUCGCCCACGGUGUAUCUACACUGUACUCGCAGCAGCUGCAGCAGCUGCAGCAGCUGCAGCAGCUUCCUGCUGCUGCUGGUGCUUCUUUGCUGCCACACUGGAUUGCAUACACCACAGCAGCACAAGAAGAUGAAGAAGAGCUGCAGCACCCGACAAGCUUCAGCGCUCUUCACCCAACCCCGGGGGCCCCGGGGGCCCCUGAAGCAGCAGCAGGGAAAGCAGCAGCAGCAGCACCUGAUGCAGCAGCUGGAGAUCCAGGAGCCCUCCAGCUUGAAGGGGGGCAUCGACAGCAGCAAGAGAGGGGAAGGGAGCAGCAGCAACUGCAGCAGCAGCUGCAGCAGGAGGGGAUGCCCCCUCCUGCUGCAUCUGCAGCAGCAGCAGCAGCAGCAGCACCAAGCAGCUGUCCCUCUUCAAGAGUCUCUAAGCUCGACGUAAUAUAUCGAGGCCCCGGGGCCUCCAUAGCACACGACCAGGAGGCUUCUGUACAGGAACUGCGACAGUCGCUGGAGACAUCUUCAGCGGGGGGCCCUCCUCUCCUUGGGGGUAGCGGCUCAGUGGGGGGUGUGAGGGGCCUUCGGGAGCCGCUGCUGGGCAGCAGCAGCAGCAGCGGCAGCAGCAGCAGGCGGCAGCAGCAGCAGCAGCAACGAAGCAGUCUGUGGCUGUCCUGCUGCAACAGCAGAAGCAGCUGCAUGCCUGCUAUCCGCCGCUGCUGCUCCCGGGUGUAUCGGUUCCUUCAUCUGCGCCCCCGCAGCAGCAGAGGGUUUCGUGGUGGUGCUGCAGCAGCUACUGGAGCAGCAGGAGCAGCACCAGCAGCAGCAGCAGCAACAGUACGCGUGGAGCCUAAGACCUUCUUUGCUAAUGAACGCACGCUGCUGCAGUGGUUAAAUAUUGCUGUGCUGCAGGCAUCUGUUGCUAUAACGCUGCUCUCCUUCGGCCAGACAGCAGCAAGAGCUGCAGGCUUGCUUCUUGCCCCCGUCGCAAUAUUCUUUAUUGGCUAUUCUUUCUGGAUUUACUUGCGGCGGUCCCGGGCCUUAGAGCGAAAAGAGCCAAUCGAUUAUAACGACCGCUGCGGCCCUGCGGUGUUGGUGGUGUCUCUGACGUUAGCUCUCUGCGCAAAUAUAUUUUUAAACUUAGUUCGGUCUCAGCCUGCUGAUUCCUCUGCUGCUGCUGAUGCUGAUGCUGCUGCUGCUGCUGCUGCUGCUCCUGGGGGGGCGCACGGGGAAGCAGAGUUGCUUCCAGCACAGCAGAUUGCUGCUGGAUCUGCUGCUGUGGGGCCCGCCGCCGCGCGGAUGCUAACUGCUGCUGCAGCAGGAAGCCUGCCAGCAGCAGCAGCAGCAGCAGCAGCAGCGCUUUCGUCUCUCACCAGCAGCAAACCCCCUACCGCAACAAACAGCAGAAUGGAGGCUUUAAAAGCAGCACUUGCUGCUGCUGAUGCAGAAGAGGGGGUUGAAGCUGCAGGAACAGCAGAUACAGCAGCAAGCAAGGAAGCAGCAAAAGCAGCAGCUGCAGCGCGAGCUGCUGCAGCAAGAGAGGUAGCGCGGGUGCGUGCUGCUGCUGCUGCUGCUGCGGCGGCGGCUGCUCAGGAGGCAGCAGCAGCAGCAGAGGAAGCGGAGGCAGCAGCAGCAGAAGCAGAGGCUGCUGCUGCUAAGCUGCUGCAGGCGCAGUAA